GUUUAGUCUUGCCAGAGCGAGGGCCCUGAAAUUUUCCAACGCGCCCAAUGUGGACUUUGGUCUUGACAUGUUGGAUUCUGUCAACGUUGCUUCCAUGUGGGGCUGCUCCGCAGAUGUGUAAUGGCACUGACCAGCUGGGGCUUCUCCAAAUCUCCAGGCCUGCGAAAAAGCAGCAUGAGAAGGUGGAGACGUGCUCAGCCUCAGAUGACCAGAAAGUGCAGUACAUCGAAUCAGAACUCGUGGGGCUUUCCAACUGGGCCAUUGCGGAGGAUGUGAACGAGGCCAUGGAGCUGGUUACAGGAGAAUUGGAAGCUGAGUACGAGGUCAUUGAGAGCGACGGACUGACCAUUGGAACAAAGUCAUGGACCGAUCGUCUGCAGCAGGUGGGAGAGAACGCAGCCGAAUUGGCGGGGAAAUCUGCGGCCAAGAAAGUCUCCAAGAAGUUCUUAAGUACAAUUCCUUUUGCUGGUGGAAUCUUGACCACGAUUGUUGACAUUUUUUGGCCGACCUCUGCCAGCAUUUAUGACAUUUGGCAGCUGAUCGUUGGCCAGGUGGAGAAAUUGGUUGACUUGGCCAUCCUGAAGAAGGAAUUGAUUGAUCGCUAUGCCGACCUCUUGGCCAUCAGGAGGGACCUGCUGCGGUUUACGAACAGCAAGUCCGACACCGACCGCGGAAACUUUCUUAGCAUUGCUUUGGCCAAGACGGAGGAUGUCAUGGCACACCUCACAGCUUCCGAGAGUCAUGUCCAGUUCAUUCCCCUGACCAUCGCGACAGCGACAAUCCAUUGCACCAUCCUACGCCUGAGGGCCAUCGUUGGGCCAACGCUCUAUGGUGACCUUGAUAGCUCCUGGCAGAUGGAGCUUCAGGCCGCGGUGGCGUUUUAUCAAAGCUAUUUCAACUACGCGUAUGGCGAAUGGUACUCCUGGCGCGCAUCGCAACUUUCAGACGACGUUGACUCUGGAAAAGGAGCCACCAGGAGAAGGGACUGCAAAGCCAAAGUCAAAGAUGACCUCACUGGAGAAGAGUUUGAUGUGGAAGUUGACUACUCGGACUCAAUCAGCUGCAACGAUAUUUGUGCGUGGCAAAAGGACCGCAUUGUACGAAGCUACGCAGUGUCCAUAGUUCAGGCGUUGCAACCUGUGAUGUACCUUCAACGCUACAUUCCGGGCAUGGAAAGUGCAGCCGUUCAAGUGCUCCCUGCCAUCAAGUACGUGACGCUUGGGCCCUAUGCAGCCUACACACAGCCCAUCUCCUAUGUGAAGUACCAGGGGAAAGGGACUAUCGACCCCAGGUAUGAUUGUGACUAUGAUCAUGGUAGCUACGGGUAUAGUGGCCCUGGUGAGAUUGUCAAGUUUACCAUCCGUUCAGGUGCAGAUAUCGAUCAGAUCCUCAUUGAUUUUGAGGACGGUCAAAGCUGCAUUGGGGGUGGCAGCGGUGGAGAUAUCACAGAGCUCCAGCUUUCCGAUGACAAGUACAUUUCGAAACUUGCACAUCUUUGCUUCAACGACGUGCACAUGACUCACAUAGAGAUCCUUACCUCUGAUGAUGAAAACACAAGUCGUGGGAGCGGUACUUGUGAUACUCAUGGCGACGCCUACGUUACGGAUGAUGACACCUACAAACUGGUAGGAGCUAGUUUGCACAGAGUUCGCUUGGAAGACAGCGGAGAAUAUCGUUUGGGUCAUAUGGAGCCGAUGUUUGAGUACACCGGGCUCCCGGUUUGGGAAUCUGCUGGGUCUUUCGAUUUGGCUUCGGACCUGCUGAAGACUGGCGAGAUGCUGAAAGUGCAAAGUGGCCUACUUCCCCCCAACAACAUGUACAGGUUCGUGCUGCAGGAGGAUGCCAACCUGGUCAUUUAUGACCUCUUUGACGAGGUGAAAUGGACCAGUGACACAGCCAAAGAAUGCGGCGAUGCAUCUUCACUCCAACUUCGCUUUGAAAACGAUGGCAAUCUGGUGCUCUACUGUGGUGAAGAGGUCCUGUGGCAGACCCAGACAGAUGCAGCUGUGCCCAUUUGCCGCGUGGUAGCCAUGCAGAACGAUGGCGCACUGGCCAUGUACAAUGUGGGGAAUCAGUCGGGCGUUUGGUCGAGUACCAAAUCCAUUCCACUGGGCUUUGGACCCAGCAACUUGACCAGCCCUCAUAGUCUAACGGUGGGCAUGCGCUUGGUGCAAUCUUCCUGGAAGCAGUUCGAGUUCUCCCUUGAAGGGGGGAAACCCACGCUGAAGGAAUGGCAAGGAAGCACCCUUUGGACCAGUGAUGAGGGUUGCGAAGCCAGCGAAAGUACCGCGCAUCUCAGGAUGCAAGAGGAUGGCAACCUGGUUUUGUUCUGUGAUGAAGACAGCACCGUGGCCCCUUGGGCCACAAACACAUGCGAUCCAUCGCUGGAAGAGUUGAGCGGUGAGAAUGCGCUCUUCUUGAAUGCCGAUGGCAAUUUGGUCCUCAUCAACAAGAGAGGUGAGACUACAUGGACUUCGGCUUCAGGUCAAGAAUAUCAAUACUUUCCGCCAGCAAAUUGA
Cladocopium goreaui is the source of this 2519-nucleotide messenger RNA. The record is from the annotation of a GenBank genome assembly. NCBI's taxonomy places the organism in Eukaryota, Dinophyceae, Suessiales, Symbiodiniaceae.